AUAUAUAUAAAAUCUAUCUCUCCCUCCUUAUAUCUUUCCAUAUCUUCUCUCUCUCUUCCUUAGUCUUUAGCGCAGAAACAGAGUCAGAGUCAGAGCAAUGGCGGCAAAAAGCAAGAAAAAGAAGAUCCUGAAGACUGUCUCCGUUGUCGACAUAAGCUGCGGUAACUGUAUAAAACCAACCUUGUUCUCUUUUCUCAACCUUUUCUCCAAAAAGCCCAAACCUCCCAGCUCCUCUAGCUACCGUCACUACCACUCCUCCUCCAUCUCAUCCGCCACACCCUCCUCCACGCCUCUGUCCACCGCUGCCGUCGCCGUCGAGAAAGAUUCCGACGAUCCUUACCUUGAUUUCCGGCAGUCUAUGCUUCAAAUGAUACUAGAGAACCAUAUUUAUACAAAAGACGAACUCAGAGAGCUUCUCCAGUGUUUCCUCAGCAUCAACUCGCACUAUCAUCACGGCAUCAUCGUCCGUGCCUUCUCGGAGAUAUGGGAAGACGUUUCCUCCGCCGCCGCUUCCGCCGUCCAAGCGUCCCCUCUCGUCACCCGUCACGUGUCACGUGCCUCACGUGAUUACUAUAAUAACUAUUACUAGGCUAAUUAAUAAAAAAUGAAUAGCUAUCUAUCUAUCUAUCUUAUGUAUUUAUGUUUGUUAGGGAAGUAACGUAAACGUGAUCGUAAUAACUCUUUUUAAUUAAGAUCAUGUCACGUCAUCAGUGUAUUGACACGCGGUAAAACGUGUAAUAUGGUGAUUAAGCUCUUACUUUAUCCUUAGGUUUUGGGCAUGUUCGUCUAAUACUAUAAUGUUAUCCAACUUUGUCCUGUGGGGUGUGGACUUAGUUAUUGUAAUCUUCAAAUAUUGCAAUUAACUAAUAAGUUUGUCUC
Camelina sativa (false flax) is the source of this 879-nucleotide messenger RNA. The record is from RefSeq and is a predicted model, not a curated record. Lineage: Eukaryota; Viridiplantae; Streptophyta; Magnoliopsida; Brassicales; Brassicaceae.